AUGCCGAAAUAUUACUGUGACUAUUGUGACACCUACCUAACGCACGAUUCGCCCAGCGUCCGGAAGACACACUGCACCGGCCGCAAGCACAAGGAUAAUGUGAAAUUCUACUACCAGAAAUGGAUGGAGGAGCAGGCGCAGCAUCUCAUCGAUGCGACGACGGCAGCGUACAAAGCUGGCAAGAUUGCCUCGAACCCGUUCACUACUGGGCCACCGAAACCGAACAUUUCCAUUCCUCCGCCGACGAUGAACUUGCCGCCCAGGCCGGGCAUCAUUCCCGGCAUGCCGGCGGGAGCACCGCCACUGCUGAUGGGACCGAACGGACCACUGCCGCCACCGAUGAUGGGAAUGCGUCCUCCGCCGAUGAUGGUACCGACGAUGGGUAUGCCACCGAUGGGAUUAGGGAUGCGACCACCGGUAAUGAGUACCGCACCGCCACAGCUUAACCCGAAAAGCUAA
Anopheles marshallii is the source of this 459-nucleotide messenger RNA. It is a transcript of the gene snRNP-U1-C, whose product is annotated as U1 small nuclear ribonucleoprotein C. The transcript has a single exon. The record is from RefSeq and is a predicted model, not a curated record. Gene Ontology annotation, cellular component: nucleus; U1 snRNP. Bases 1 to 459 code for a protein of 152 amino acids. Gene Ontology annotation, molecular function: pre-mRNA 5'-splice site binding; zinc ion binding. NCBI's taxonomy places the organism in Eukaryota, Metazoa, Arthropoda, Insecta, Diptera, Culicidae. Gene Ontology annotation, biological process: mRNA splicing, via spliceosome; mRNA 5'-splice site recognition; spliceosomal snRNP assembly.